AUGUCUUACCUGAAAAGAUCUUUAAAUAUUGGGCUUGACGAUAAACUUCCAUUUGUUGAUGUUGAUAAACGGUUUCAGAUGUUUUACCUGAAAAGAUCUUUAAAUAUUGGGCUCGAUGAUAAACUUCCAUUUGUUGAUGUUGAUAAACGGUUUCAG
This is a messenger RNA of Acaulospora morrowiae, 156 nucleotides long. The record is from the annotation of a GenBank genome assembly. Lineage: Eukaryota; Fungi; Glomeromycota; Glomeromycetes; Diversisporales; Acaulosporaceae.